Messenger RNA from Trachymyrmex septentrionalis, 2735 nucleotides. RefSeq lists its product as uncharacterized. Bases 200 to 2647 code for a protein of 815 amino acids. The transcript has 11 exons. The record is from RefSeq and is a predicted model, not a curated record. NCBI's taxonomy places the organism in Eukaryota, Metazoa, Arthropoda, Insecta, Hymenoptera, Formicidae.
ACGUCCAACGUGUUGUGUAACUGUAACCUACGUAUUAUUUUUUUUAAUUUUGUACGUAUAUUUUAUAUGUAUUUAUUGCGAGACGUAAAUCAUCAUUUUUGAAACGACAAAAACAGUGUAAUUUAUGUAAAUUUUGAAUAAUGCAUGUAAAAUUUGAUUGUACAUUAAAUUGCAAUUACCUGUGAAAAAUCAAUUCGAAAUGCAAUCAUGCAAAAUAGAUGAAUCAGAAAGCAGACCAAACAUCGCAUUAAAAAGAAUCGGACUGGAAUUGGAUAAAGCAGAGACCAAAUGCUUCACGUUAAAAUCAGAGUUAAAUUACAUGAUGGAUGUUUGUCGAAAAGCUCAAACGGAAAUAAAAGGAAAUAAAGAAGCUUCUAACAUUUCAUCGAUAAUGUCAUUUAAAAAUUCAGAUUCAAAGUCUACAUUCGAACGUAAUGAUUAUAACAGCGAAAUUAUGGAUGUCAAUAGAACUACAAAUUGUAACAUCUUUCAGAGAAUUCAUAAUAUGGAAUUGAAAGCUGAAGAAAAUUUGGAUACAUUCAAUUUGAGUCCAAAAUCUGCACAGUUUUCAUCUAGAAAAAGCAUAAACGAUGAUGAUACUAUCGAGAGAUCUGAGAAUUUGAUGAAGAAAAGUCAAAAAGGAUUAUUGAACGUUACAAUUACACCGAAAACUAAAUUAAAUAAGAAACUUCCUCAUUUGAUAAUGCCAACUCAGAACAUGGAAGAAGAUGCGAGUAAAGAACAUGAAAGCUAUUACUUUCCGUCGAAAAUGUCCCUCGAGCAAAUGACAUUGCAAACUGACGACGAGAGUUAUAUUCACGGAACGCCGAGGCCAAGUGUCAAAGAUGUUGAAAGUGUUAAAGAUCCGAAAUUGAAUUUGAAUAUGCUGAAUACCACAAAAGCCAGACGAUUGGUGAAAAGUAGAUCGAAAACGGGGAGAAGCGAAAUAAACUCCGUGUGCAGGACGGAUAACAUGAUGCCUAAAGCGCGGAAGAGAAAGACGAAGUUACGGAGUUCCAUUUCCAAGAGCACAGUUACUACCACGGGUUUUAUUGGUAGAAAAGAGAUGAAGAAGCGCCGGCAUAAAGGUCUUGUCAUUAAUUGUCAACCUCUCGUCAAUCACUCAUCAAAUACAAAUCAACCACCAUCUAAUCCGCCAAAGCAUGUGAAGAAGUCCAAUGAUGUCGUGGAAAUUUUUCAUAAUACUAAAUUAAAGAAUAACAAUUUCGAGGAGUCCAUUAUACAUUCUAAAGACGAUGAAGCUAAGUAUGAAAAAAAACCGCAUCUUCCUGAAGCCAAGAAAAAUCCAAAGAGAAUUCAAGAAACAGUGUUGAGUUCAAAAGAUGGACGUUCUGAAAAUGUUAAUCAGAAAUGUGAAUUCCAUGAUAAGAAAAAUGAACCGGAUCCUCAGAUGUUAAAUCAUCAAAACAAUACAUUGUCAGAAGCGAAGCCCCAGAUUACACAAGAACAAGAUAAAUCAGAAAAUCCGAUUCAUUCCACACACAACGAUCUUGGUCCAUCGGUACAGGAUGAAACGCAACAAUGCAAACGAGCUUUCAACAGAUACGACGAUCCAUUGUUCACGCCCAACUACGAGAUGCCGACUUUGGCGUCGAAGUUAAAACGCUCGAGCAGAUCGUACUUCAGCGGGUUUAAUUUCCGAAAUAUUCCGUUUGUGGUGGGAACUUCGGUGACCCCAAGUUACAAUCUCGGAUUGAAUAUUCAACAAGUGUUGAGCGUGAUGAAGACGAGACAGCCGCCGGCGAGCGAUAUCACCCCGUUAUUAAUCCGCAAAGUCAGCAGAGGCAUGAGGCCGAUGUCGGUUCUUCUGGGCCAGAUGAACGGUCACUACGAGGGAUCCGUCCCCAACAUGAGCUCACAAAUGACUGGAAUGUUUAAAUUUAACAGCAGGGAGAACCUCGGUCGAGAUAAAAGAUUGUCCAUGUUUAAUUUACACGUGGGAAAGACGCAAAGUGGUCGUAUGCCAAAGACGAAUGCAGAAAUUAUAUUUGAAAAAGAGAAUAAUGUUUCUAAACAGCUUUGUAAAGAGAAAGUUGAAUCUUCCAAUCAUAAGACUAAACAGCAAUCUUCUUCCGCUGUGAGCAAAAGCGACACUCCGACGAAUCCUAAAAUUCAACAAGGAACUUCGAGGAUAUCGUUAAAAGGUAAUAUUGGCGAUCAUAAAAUGCAUAUUCCUGAUUCGCACAAUUCUAAGGAGAUACGCGACGUUCUGAUCAAUCUUCACGAUCAAUUUGAAGAGAUGAACAAAAAAUAUGAGAAAUUACAAUCAGAAGUGGACAAGUCCAACGAUAAAUCUUUAGCGAAGGAAUUGUCCACUCUGGAGAAGGAACUCAGUGUCAAGGAAGAAGAAAUCAACACUGUUGUCGGUCUCUACAAAGAGGUAAUGACGCUGAAACAGCAAAUGAAGGCAUUGAACGAAAGAAAUAGUCUGGUUUGUAUCGCGACCGAGUUGACCAAGAGAACCAACAAGGAUUCUUUUCCCAUAUCUGUUAUACCUGAAAAAUCGCAGAUUUUUGGUCGAAGACAAAUUUUCAAUGCGACACGAGAACCGCCCGUUUCUAUGCAGUUGGCUGCGUUAUUACGGCAGAUUCAAACUUUUCAUAAAAAAUUGCAGCUUAUGUCGUAACGUCACAUCGAGUCACGAUAAAAGAGCAAGAAAAUGGAAUAAAAUUGGAGUUAUUUUAUCAAAUUGCCUACACAUUGAUAUAGCGGAA